AUGUGCGCUUCCCUCGUGGGCUGCGGUUUCACCUCUGCUGCUUGCAUUGUCGGAUAUUGUCCAAUUCUAAGAGGGUAUAGUCUCGUUAACACCGAAACUGCAGCUACUCGCGUCUACCCUAAGCAAGGAACCAUUGUCUUCGGCACGUCUGGCUAUCUCUGCCGUGCGCCCUCCAUUAAGCUGUCCAUACGUUGGAGCUGGCCUCAUAGCAUCGCGAGGCCUCUUGCAAUUUGUAAUUGUUUCCGAAGGUACCCUUUCCUUACGGCCUCGCCCCACUCACCCACUGCCCUGGCCCAAGGUACGGUCGGCCUCUUCGUUUGCCCGCUAGUGGUUGCAACCCCCCCCCGCUUUCAGCGGCUCGCUGCGCUUUCUGAGACAAGUGCAAACGGACGAGUCUUUCCCCAGCUUGAGCUGCGAACAGUUCUGACCAUUUCCCCCCCACCUCCUGAACAUUCGCCCAACACCAGACCCGUACUAUUCAUGAGUUACGAUUCCCGACUGGCCGGUCGGCCCUAUGGCGUGCCAGAAGGAGAUGGAGACGAUACGAAUGGCAGAAAGGGAUCGGUGCGAGCAGCGCGAGAAAGGUUGAUGGCGGCGCAAACGCAAGGACAGCUUCCGGAUCGUUCGCGAAUAGUAGGACUUCCUCAGAGGCCAAAUCAGCUUGUUUCCCAGUUCUCCGUUCAGAACAGGCCGCGCCCGCAGGACCUGACGCCUCCUGAUAGUAGAGGGAACGCCAAUGCUAUAUCACCAACUCCACAAUGGCCCUUGUCUAACGAUGCGGAAGAUAUACUAGACCCAAGGCCAGGACAAUACCUGCAAUCGCCAAAUCGAGGUCCACCACCACAACGUCCUCCUCGACCAACAUCAGAUGAUCUACCAAUACAACAGCUAUCUCCUCAGGGUUAUCGCAGCUCUUACCAAAGUGAUGAUUUGCUAUCUCCAGACGUUACCAUAUCUUCAAGGCCUCUCACAACAUCUUCCGCCGCCUCCACAAGCUCUUCGCUAGGCUCUAUACCUGACUUUCCCGUACCACAACCACCAAUGCCAACAAUACAGCCACUGCCUCGACGCAAUCCGUCCCUCGGUCCACCUCCAUCAGCGCGGAGAGGACCGUCGUCAUACUACACCCAGAUGUCGUAUGUCUCACCGAUCGCUGAAGAAUCAGAAACUCGUUCCGACACAAUGCGCUCGCUACAUGGAUCUUUCGCGUCCAGUAAUGUCAUACCAUCGAACAACGAUGACUUUUACUUAGAGGACGAUGGCAUCCAGUCCAUCCGGUCCGAUGAUGACGAGACGGUCACAAGUGACUAUGGACGGGAUUCGAGAGGUAGUGAUCAUGACGAUCGAAGCGGGCUCGUCCAACCGGCACUAGUUCGACAAGCUAGCCUAGGACGUCGGACAAAGCCUUCACUGAUGACGAUCAAAUCUGGUGACAGUUUACGAGACAACGGCAGCGCCAAUAACAUGCCGGCUCCUGUGAAGAGAAAGCCUAUUGGAGAGGCCGUGGGUGCCGCCGGAAUUGGAAGUGCCAUGCUAGCAGCAAAAGAAGGGAUUUCCGCGAAGACAACGCCUGGACCACCUAGCUCGUCGCUGAGCAGCGGAACUGGCUUAUUUGACCCUUCAUCAUCUUCCUCUGAGUCCUUGAACUCUUUGAAAAAGGGAAAACUAGAAUCGCGGAGAGAGCUAGAUCCGGAGAAGGAAGAGCCGGAAUCACCAGCAUAUCCUCUUCAACAGGGUAGCCGACAGACAACGCUAGCUGAGCGCGUUGGAAAGCGUCGUCCGCCUCGGAUCGACGUAGAUGCGGUCCGCGAGGCCGAAGCGCGAGGGAGCUUGACAAGUCUCCCGGAGCUAAUUAGAAGGGCAACUAGAUUGGCGGCUAACCUGGAUAGAGGAAGGACGGCAAGUCGACUUGGCCUAGAUUUUUGGGAGAGCGGAGCACCGGACAAGAAUAAACUCGACUCUAGACGGUCUGGAUCUUUAUCUGACAUGCUCGCCGCUUUUCCUCCACCAGGCGAAGCAACUCCUAGAGGGGACGGGACACCGAACAGGCGCUUCUCGAAGUGGCCUUCCGCUGGGGGUUAUGACGCACCAGGCACUGAGUCGGCUCAGAGCACUCGCAAACCGGAGAAUCGGCGUAGGAAGUGCUGUGGCAUGCCGAUGUGGACGUUUGUAACGCUCCUUAUUGUGCUGCUGUUCCUCGUCGCUGCUGCUGUUGUAAUUCCUGUGGUUCUCAUUGUGAUCCCAAAGAUGAGGAAUAAUAACAAUGCAGCACAGAACAGCGGCAACAACAAUAACAACAAUCCGCCAGCAAGCGUCCCGACAUCCGGAGGUCAAACAGGCCAAUGUAAUGGCAUAAUAUCAUGUCAGAAUGGAGGCGUUGCAAUUCUAAACGCCGACAAGUCGUGCAAUUGUGUUUGCAUCAACGGCUUUACCGGAAAAACAUGCGGGACGCAAACGGAUGCAGGAUGCACUACAACCAACAUUGCAGGUACCGCUGAUAACGCUACCAUUGGCUCCGGUAUCCCUCGUUUGAUUAGCACUGCGCAGAACAACUUCAGCAUUCCUCUCGAUCCUCCUAGCCUUCUUUCACUCUUCUCGAAUCUCAGUCUCACUUGCACGUCUGAGAACGCCCUCGUAACCUUCAACGGCCUCGCAUCUCGAUCAAUUCCGCAAGCUCAUCUUCCGAUACUUGUUGACACCUCUUUGGACCCUUCGAGGACCCUUCCUCUUCUAAAUUCACCGCACCUUCAGCCAGACGUUCGCCAACUUAAACAACGUCAGGCGGUUGGCCCAGUCGGAAAUGCUGAUCCCAGCGUGGCUGCGGUUGCCUCCGCGACUGCAGCAGCAAGCUCAACACCAACCCCCUCACAGCCAAUCUCGAGCAAUUCCACGGCCAUUGACUUUGCCCGCAUUGGCGUCCUUCUUGUGUUGCAAGAGACUCGCAAGCUAGAGAGCGCAGCUAGCGCACAGGAGAAUCUACAGACCUUUUUGACCAAUGACCGUAAAGGCGCGAGCAACGGCAACUCAGUCGAUCUGGGCAGCAACAUCUCGAUUGACCUGCAAAGCCCUCAAACUCUUCUGUCCAACUACGAAGAUGAGAACCUUAGCCUUGCCGCAUUGUUUCGUAACAUCGGCGUGGGAAGCAUUUACACCACCCAGCGGCCGUCUACUUUCUUCUAUUCUUACUCACAUGCACUUCUUCCCUCUCGUCUUGAAGACGCGUGGGCGAUCUAUGGAUUGGAUCUAAUUUCUGGUACAGUGCAGACUGGACUUAUGCAUAAUGCUGAAAUGCAAAUUUGGAUCAGAAUCAACACGGCAAGGUAUCUUAUGAUCCGUCGUGGGGAUGCGAAAACAAGGAGCUUGUAUGAUAGCAUGCAUCCUGUUAAGAGAGCUGUCGCUUACUGGCCAAACAAUGACAAGAGUCAGGUGAACUCAAGACUUCAUCCUUUCACUCCUUUGGGCUUGGCAGUCCACCUCUUCGCCCCGGCAACGCGGCCGCACACACAAAACGCUGACAAGGAAAAUUUUCUUCUAUUCUCCUCUAGUAAUAAUCUGACUCUACCCGCACUGAAUAUGCCCCUGAUAUCUAGGGUUGACCUUUUGCCACUUGCAACACUAGCUCCAAUCUUUCUAAGAAGUUGUCCCUGGAAGAUUUCCCCUAAUACGUACUUCGCUUCAUCCAUCGCAUUUCGUGCCCGAAUAUGCGAAUCCUUCCUAUAUUUGUGGCGUACUUUACGCUAUGGUGUUGCCCAACUCGACACUCAAACCUACAUCCCUACCGUUAAGGAAAGCGUUGACCUCCUUGACACCCCUGUCACGCACUCCCCACCGAUCACAACUCUUGCCUCGAUAGUAGCGAAAGACGCAGUCCUCUCGCCAGCCCCAACCACAGGCGUUAUCACUCCCAGUAGGCAGUGGCUUCUCUUAAACAUUUUCUCGCACCUCACUUCUGCUCUGGGCUUCUGCAACUACCUCCGGUCCUCUGGCAGCGAAUUAUAUCCCUUCACUGAAGCACGGAACGCUAUACUCACUAUUAACCACCACCUUUUCCGCUGCCAUUUACGGCACCUACUAGCUUCAAUCAGCUGGUUUUUGGAACUCCUAUUCAACCAUAUCGUUUGGUGCAUGACUGAAACGGACUCCUACGCCCGAUUCUGCGCCUGGAUCAACAUCAGAAAUUACUCAAAGGAGAGCGACGCUCACAAAUAA
Messenger RNA from Lindgomyces ingoldianus, 4209 nucleotides. RefSeq lists its product as uncharacterized. Bases 1 to 4209 code for a protein of 1402 amino acids. The record is from RefSeq and is a predicted model, not a curated record. NCBI's taxonomy places the organism in Eukaryota, Fungi, Ascomycota, Dothideomycetes, Pleosporales, Lindgomycetaceae. The transcript is spliced from 17 exons.